CACUCCUCGCUUGCGCUCCAAGCCUCACGCGGGGAUGGGACAGGGAAGCGGCUCCUCUCUAGUGAUUCUGGCUAGUGAGAGUUUGAAUGGCUGAAUAUUCACUCUCCCCAUAAGAAGUUUGAGCAAGUAUUCCAGUGUGCAAAAGUAAAAGAUUUCAUCACAUCCAAGGAAAAAAUAUUAGAAGAUUUUUCAACAGAGUUGAUUAUUUCAGUGUGAUAAAUGUUAUGUAGCACUAUGUUUUGGACAGAAAGCAAGCCAAGAAAGAAGAUGUGUUUAAAAGAAAAGAACUCUAGCUGUGAUGAAGAAGAAUUUACAGUGCUUAAAAUAUUUUGUUCUCAUGCCUUCUGGAAUUUGAAUUAUUGUUUGAUUCAGUGGUUUCACAAUUUAUUUUAGUUUACACCUGCUGUUCAUUAAGUCAUCACACUACACAUAUAUCUGUAAUACAAAAAGCAUAUGACAUAAAAUCUGAGGAUCAUAUUUGAGUGCUUUCCUGUAACUGGUAAUAAAAACUGGACAAUGGAAGUAAUGGGUUUUAUUUGUGUAGGAAUGUUGGGGUCAUUAUUUUAUUUUCAACUAAUAACUCCUGCAGAACAUGAGGAUAUAGUGAAACAUGCAAUAAAACUGCAUCGAGGGAAGGGAGCUGCUGUUACUCAGAGAAAACAGUGGCUUGUAGAAAACUGCAGAAAGCUAUCUGGACUCUUACGUCAAAAGAAUGUAGUUCUCAACAAACUGAAAAGUGCAAUAAGAGCAGUGGAAAAGGACUCGGGGUUGUCACUUGAAGAAAGGACUUUUCAGGUCCACACAUUUGAGAUUUUUCAAAAGGAGUUAAAUGAAAGUGAAAACUCAGUCUUUCAAGCUAUCCAUGGACUCCAAAGAGCUCUACAAGGGGAUUACAAAGAUGUUGUGAACAUGAAGGAAAGCAGUCGGCAGCGACUGGAAGCCUUGAGAGAAGCUGCAAUAAAGGAGGAAACAGAAUAUGUCGAGCUUCUAGCAGCAGAGAAGCACCAAGCUGAAGCCCUGAAAAAUAUGCAGCAUCAAAAUAAAAGCCUGUCUAUUCUGGAUGAGAUUCUUGAAGAUGUAAGAAAAGCAGCUGAUAGGCUGGAAGAAGAAAUAGGAGAGCAUGCCUUUGAUGACAACAAGUCAGUUAGAGGAGUUAAUUUUGAAGCUGUCUUAAGAGUAGAAGAAGAUGAAGCAGAUACAAAAAGAAACACUUCCAAAAGAGAAGUGGAAGAUGAUUUGGGUCUGAGUAUGCUCAUUGAUUCACAAAACAAUCAGUACAUACUUACUAAACCUAGAGACUCAACCAUUCCACGUGCUGAUCAUCAUUUUGUAAAGGAUAUUGUGACCAUAGUUAUGCUAUCUUUGCCUUGUGGUUGGCUGUGCACCACAAUAGGAUUGCCAACUAUGUUCGGAUACAUUAUUUGUGGAGUACUUUUGGGACCAUCAGGAUUAAACAGCAUCAAGUCAAUUGUACAGGUAGAGACAUUAGGAGAAUUUGGUGUGUUCUUCACAUUAUUCCUGGUUGGUCUGGAGUUUUCCCCUGAAAGGCUAAGAAAGGUGUGGAAGAUAUCCUUGCAAGGACCUUGCUACAUGACCCUCCUGAUGAUUGCAUUUGGUUUACUGUGGGGACACUUGCUACAAAUUAGAGCAACACAGAGUGUUUUCAUUGCUACUUGUUUAUCAUUGUCAAGUACACCAUUAGUAUCCAGAUUCCUUGCAGGGAGUGCUCGGGGAGAUAAAGAAGGAGAUAUUGAUUAUAGCAGUGUUCUACUGGCAAUGCUGGUAAUGCAGGAUGUACAGCUUGGCUUGUUUAUAGCCAUCAUGCCAACGCUUAUUCAAGCUGGAGUUGGUACACAUUCCAGCAUUAUCAAGGAGGUACUAAGAAUAUUGAUGCUGGUUGGACAGAUUCUCUUUUCUCUGGCUGCUGUGUUGCUUAUAUGUCUUUUUUUAAAGACUUAUCUAAUAGGACCCUACUACCGAAAGUUACACGUGGAAAGCAAAGGAAAUAAAGAAAUCCUAGUCCUAGGAAUAUCUGCUUUUAUGUUCCUUAUGCUAAUGAUCACAGAGUUAUUGGAUGUCUCAAUGGAACUGGGCUGUUUCCUAGCAGGAGCACUUAUUUCUUCUCAGGGUCACAUGAUUACUGAAGAGAUUACAUCUUGUAUUGAACCUAUACGUGACUUUCUUGCCAUCAUUUUCUUUGCAUCUAUAGGCCUUCAUGUUUUCCCUACAUUUGUAAUAUAUGAACUCACAGUCUUGCUGUUUCUUACACUUUCAGUAGUUAUAAUGAAGUUUUUCUUGGCAGGCCUUGUCCUUUCUGUGAUUCUCCCAAAGAGCAGCCAGCACAUCAAAUGGAUUGUAUCUGCAGGCUUGGCUCAAGUUAGUGAGUUUUCUUUUGUCCUGGGAAGCAGAGCCCGCAGAGCGGGUAUAAUUUCACGAGAGGUCUAUCUUCUUAUACUGAGUGUGACAACUCUAAGUCUAUUGCUUGCACCAGCACUCUGGAGAGCUUCAAUUAUGAAAUGUGUACCAAGAUCUGAAAGAAGAUUAAGUUCUUGAAGAUGUUUAAUUAAACAAGGUUCUACAAAAGAAACAUCUUUACAUUCAUUACAUUUCUCAGGCAGCAAACAAAAUAGGUUUAUUCUCCUCAACUUAGAAGCUUUAUAUUGCUUUCAUUUUAUAAAGUAAAACACAUAUUGUAAUUUUUGGAGUAUAAAAGAAAAACAUUUCUGUCAAAUCAGUUCUGAAAAUCUUACCUGCUGAUUCAGUAAUUGACUGAUGUGCCUUUUUAUUAUUUUCAGUCAGUACAGAAAAUUCAAUUUACAUGUAUGGUGCCUGUGGUACUGUUAAAGAGCUCUGCAAUGCAAGUACUGUACUAAGUCUAACAUCAGCUACAGAAACAUUUUAAGUGCUGUAUACAUUUCCAGUUACAGAUAAAGAUGAAAAAUGCUUCAUUUGCCUAAGGAGUAAAACUGAAUGAUGCAACUUAAAUAAUGUUAUUUUAAUUUGUAUCUCUUUCAUAUUUGUAGGUUCACAAACAAAAUAACCAUGAUCAGAAAAGGUUUCUCAGUAUAAAAAUAAAGAACUACUUGUAUUGAUUCUUGUUAAUUGUUUAAAACCAAAAUACUGUGUAGAAUUAAAACUAUUUUUGGAAUAUA
Molecule: messenger RNA, 3152 nt
Organism: Pogona vitticeps (central bearded dragon)
Lineage: Eukaryota; Metazoa; Chordata; Lepidosauria; Squamata; Agamidae
Gene: SLC9D1
Product: solute carrier family 9 member D1
Biological process (GO): potassium ion transmembrane transport; proton transmembrane transport
Cellular component (GO): membrane
Molecular function (GO): potassium:proton antiporter activity
Source: RefSeq, a predicted model, not a curated record